Molecule: messenger RNA, 2775 nt
Organism: Aptenodytes forsteri (emperor penguin)
Lineage: Eukaryota; Metazoa; Chordata; Aves; Sphenisciformes; Spheniscidae
Gene: NIBAN2
Product: family with sequence similarity 129 member B
Exons: 13
Coding region: 1-2775 (924 amino acids)
Source: RefSeq, a predicted model, not a curated record
AUGGGGAGGGCAGAGGGCAGCGUGCUCAGCUGUGGCCCCCACACCGAAGCCUGCUCCAGCAGGCUGGAGGUGUUGGGUGGGUGGGGAGGGUGGGGGAAGGUGUCCGAGCGGGGUGCUGGGGGGGUCUGCAGCAAGGAGACCCCUGAAUCCAGCCCCUGCCUAACGCGGCUGUGCUCUCCCAUUGCAGAGAAGACGGGGAAGGUGCUGGGGGAGUUUUGCCGGUGCUACAAGGAGCAGUACGGCGUAGCUCUCUUCAACAGCGUCCGCUAUGAGAUCGAAGGCAACGGAGGGCCACAGGCCCAGCUGCUCCACCGCAAGGUCCCACUGGAGGACCACGUCAUCUACUCAGGCAACCUUUUCCAGUACAUCGAGGAGAACAAGAAGUGGAGGAACCGCUUCUCUGUGGUCCCGCACAACUACGGCUUGGUCCUCUACGAGAACAAACUGGCCUAUGAGCGGGACCUGCCGCCCCGCGUACUGGUCAACAGCGCUGGCUACAAGAUCCUCACCUCCGUGGACCAGUACCUGGAGCUGGUGAACAGCAGCCUGCCUGGCGUGACGCCUAAAUCGGGGCAUUCCCCCAUCCUGAAGUGCCCCACGGAUUUCCCCCUCAUCCUCUGGCACCCCUACGCCCGGCACUAUUACUUCUGCGUGAUGACGGGCAAAGAGCAGGAGAAGUGGCGGGCGGUUUUCCAGGACUGCGUGCGACACUGCAACAACGGGAUCUCUGAGGACUCCAAAGUGGAGGCUCCAGCCUUCACAGACGCCGUCCGCAUGUACCGCCAGUCAAAGGAGCAGUACGGCACCUGGGACAUGCUGUGCGGCAACGAAACCCAGGUCCUGAGCAACCUGGUGAUGGAGGAGCUGCUCCCCGAGCUGAGGACCACCAUCGGCCCCCGGCUGAAGGGCAAGGCUCAGGAGCGCCAGCGGACCUGGAUCCAGAUCUCGGAUGCCGUCUAUAGGAUGGUCUAUGAGCAGACCAAGGCCCAGUACGAUGCAGCAAUGGCCAAGUGCGAACAGGAGCGGCCCCAGAUGGAGAGCACCAUCCGCACGGACAUGGACCAGAUCAUCACUUCGAAGGAGCACUUGGCCAGCAAGAUCCGAGCAUUUGUCCUCCCCAAAGCGGAGGUCUGUGUCCGUAAUCACGUCCAGCCCUACAUCUCCUCCAUCCUGGAGGCCCUGAUGACCCCCACAAGCCAGGGCUUUGCUGAGGUGCGGGAGGUGUUCUUCAAGGAGGUGACGGACAUGAACAUGAACAUCGUCAACGAGGGUGGCCUGGAGAAGCUGGUGGAGUACAUGGAGAAGCUUUCCCACCUGGCCUUCCACCCCGUCAAGAUGCAGUCGUGCUAUGAGAAGAUGGACCAGCUGAAAUUGGAGGGCCUUCAGCAGCGAUUCGAUGUCUCCAGCACGUCAGUCUUCAAGCAGAGGGCCCAGAUCCACAUGAGACAGCAAAUGGACGAUGCCGUGUACACGUUUGAGACGCUGCUCCAUCAGGAGCUGGGGAAGCUGCAGGGCAAAGACGACUUGUGCAAGUCCAUCCAGCGCAUCCUCGAGAGGGUGCUCAAGAAAUACGACUAUGACAGCAGCACCGUGCGGAAGAAGUUCUUCAGGGAGGCCCUGCUGCAGAUCACCAUCCCCUUCCUGCUGAAAAAGCUGGCGCCGACCUGCAAGGGGGAGUUAGCCAAGUUUCAGGAGCUGAUCUUUGAGGACUUUGCCAGCUUCAUCCUGGUGGAGAACACUUACGAGGAGGUCGUGCUACAGUCGGUGAUGAAAGACAUCAUGCAAGCUGUGAAGGAGGCGGCCGUGCAGCGGAAGCACAACCUGUACCGCGACAGCAUGGUCAUGCACAACAGCGAUCCCAACCUGCACCUCCUGGGCGAGGGCAUCCCCAUCGACUGGGGCGAGGAGUACAGCGGGCAGCCAGAGGCCGAGCCGGCUGCCGACAAGCGCCGCAGGGCCAAGCAAGUGGUGUCAGUGAUCCAAGACGAUGAGGGGGUCCUGCCCUACAAGGUGGACGCCGAGGCGCUGCUGCAGCCUGGCUCCCCGGAGCCGCAGGAGACGGAGGAUCCGGACCCUGGGGCACCGCCGAGCUCCCCAGAUGGGGUGGAGGAGAUCCGGGAGGUGCUGGCGAAGGAGAGCCUCGGGGAUGGUGUCGAGGCGGAGGAGCGGCUGACGAACGGUACCUAUGCCACACGGGAGAGCGGUGCCACCGAGGAGGUGGUGGCGGCGGCAGGGUCUGUCCCAAGUGAUGUAUCCCCCCAGGGUCCGGCCAGCGAGGGGGAUGGGAUGCACUGCGCUGCACCAGCAUCACCUGCACCUGGAGCUGAGGUACCAUCAAAGGCUGGCGUGCACCAUGCCAUGCCGGCAUCACCCAUGCCCGGAGCUGAUGUCCCCUCAGGGGCUGGGGUGCCCCACACCGCACCGGCAUCACCCAUGCCUGGAGCCGAUGUCCCAUCAGGGACCAGCGUGCAACACGUCGCACUGGCAUCACCCAAACCCAGAGCUGAUGACCCAUCAGGGGCUAGGAUGCCUCAAGCUGUGCCGGCAUCACCCGUGCCCAGAGCUGAUGUCCCAUCAGAGGCCAGGGUGCUCCAUGCCACAUCAGCAUCACCCGCUCCUGGAGCCGAGACCCCAUCACCGUCUGCCGGGAUGGCUUGCCACCAGUCCAGUGACAAGGAGACGGGCGAGGAGGUGGCCCCUCCGGGCGGCGAGUGCAGCCCCCCGCAGCCCGCAGACACGACGGAGAGCGGCGAGGGGGUGCAGACUGAGUUCUAG